ACUAAAAUAUUUUCAGUCGUGUAUUUUUUUCUUUUUUGAGGGGAAAAGUUGUGUAUAUAUAUUUUAAAAGUGUGAAAAUGUACCUUUCUAACAGAAAACAUAUUUUUUAAUUCAUUUUUUUAACCUCUUAACUUGUCUUUCUAGCAUGACCCUUGUAAAAAGUACAUGUGUUUAAUUUAUUGCCUUUUUCAGCUAUGGAAGCAUCCUUGAUCAAACUUGUCUGUCGGAUCAAUAUCAAUAAUUAAUGUCAGCACGUUUACCACGCUACAAGUCAAAGGUCCUAAGAUAAGAUUGGUGUUUUAUUUUUGUGAACCAAAAAAAAUCUGAAAGCAGCUGUGAGUUGUGAUGGCAACAAUGGGUGGUGAGACCUUGAAGGCCCAUCUGGGUAUGGUAGUUGUACAGCUUUUCAAUGGUGGAUACUAUGUUAUUACUAAAGUAGCCCUCAAUUCUGGAGUCAAUCAAUUAGUCUUCUGCUUCUAUAGAGAUCUCAUUGCCCUUCUCAUUCUUUCUCCCAUUGCUUUUUUCAAAGAAAGACAGACAAGGCCACCCAUUACUAAGCAGCUAUUCAUGUCAUUCUUCUUUCUUGGAUUAAUUGGGAUAUUUGGCAGCCAGGUGUUGUUUCUUUAUGGUUUAGGUUAUACAAAUCCAACUUAUGCCUCUGCCUUACAGCCUUCUAUUCCUGUCUUUACCUUUCUACUUGCUGUCAUCAUGGGUGUAGAAAGAGUGAAUCUGCAGAGUUUUGAAGGUCUGACAAAGGUUGGAGGGACUGUUAUAUGUGUUUCUGGUGCCAUAUUUAUGGCUUUGUACCGCGGUCCAUCGUUGAUAGGAUAUAACGAACCAGUGAUCAUACCACAUAAUGAAAUAAUUGUCAGUGGUCAGCCAGAGCCUUUUGGUUUUGGAUGGUUGAUUACUGGUUUACUGAAUCUUGGAUCAGAAAAUUUCGAACUUGGAGUUAUGUUCUUGAUAGGUAACUGCACGUGCUUGGCUGCUUUCCUAGCCAUUCAGGCGCCGGUACUAAAAAAGUAUCCUGCAUAUUUAUCUGUGACAGCAUUUUCAUUCUUCUUUGGCGUUGUACUAAUGGCGAUAGUCUCCUUAUUCACGACUAAUUUGUCAUCUGACUGGAUUUUGACACAAUCAGAAAUACUUGCGGUUGUUUAUGCUGGAAGUAUUACAUCUGCCUUUAAUUAUGCAGUCAUGAGUUGGAGCAACAAGAUAUUAGGGCCAACUCUGGUUGCCCUUUACAUUCCACUUCAACCUGGAUUUGCUGCCAUAUUGUCUCAGAUAUUCCUUGGAAGUCCAAUUUACUUGGGAAGUAUAAUAGGGGGGUCUUUGAUCAUUGUUGGACUUUAUACUGUUACCUGGGCAUCUUUUAAACAAAGACAGGCAACUGUUGGAACUACUUCUCACGACUCUUGGAUCUCUGAACCACUUAUUAUUCAUGAAAAAAGUUCACACCAUAGAGGUAAUAUAUUUUCGGGGCAUGAAUCAUAGAAUGUCGAUAAAGGACGGCCUAGUGUACGAGCCUUCAGCCAAGCGAGUGGAGUCAGGGAAAAGUAAAUGUGCACGGUCUUAUCUCUACAAGCAGAGAGGUUGUUUUUAUAAUUUGAAUGUGUGACUUCUAGAUCACAAGACACCAACCUUAUAAUUGUGCAAAGACUCGCCCGCUAAAUCUUAAUGUAAAUCCUUGUAAAAGAUUGGUUCUGUGAGUGUGAUUCUUUAACCGGUAAAUCUGUGUUGAAUGUUGUUUUCAAACAAACUGUCCAUGUUAAUAGUUAAGUGCAGUUUAUUUUUUUGAGGUUGUUGAAUGCAAUGUUACAAUCUACAUAGUGGAACCAAGUUGCAUCCUCGUCAUAA
Messenger RNA from Medicago truncatula (barrel medic), 1854 nucleotides. Its product is annotated as WAT1-related protein At4g19185. Gene Ontology annotation, cellular component: membrane. Lineage: Eukaryota; Viridiplantae; Streptophyta; Magnoliopsida; Fabales; Fabaceae. The record is from RefSeq and is a predicted model, not a curated record. Gene Ontology annotation, molecular function: transmembrane transporter activity. The transcript has 7 exons. Bases 346 to 1491 code for a protein of 381 amino acids.